GCAAAAACUUUCAGCUUCCUCAGAGAGAGAGAGAGAGUAAUGAGUUUAAAGCGAGUAACCGUUACGCGCCACCUCCAUACUUUUUAACCGUUUAAAAAAUCUAAAUUUUAGACGCAACGGUAGGGAUACGAUGACGUCUAUCUUACGUCAUCUUUCGUCUGUGACUUCAUCUGGAGGAUUGAUUAACAAAUUGGAUUCCUUUCGUCUACUUCAUCACAAUACGAACUCGCUCAAGUCCAAUCACACCUUGAAGCAUUACCUUGAAUCCGGAGAGCCAAUCAAAGCUCUCUUAAACUUCAAACAACGAUUCAGAGAAAGCCCUAGUUUCGUAGACAGUUUCUCUGUCUUGUUCGCCAUCAAAGCUUCAUCGUUAGCUCAUAAAGCUCCCUCCUUUGUUGGCAAACAGAUCCACGCUCUUGCAAGGAAACUCGGGUUUCAUAGCGUAAUCCAAAUUCAGACAUCCCUUGUCGGUUUCUACUCAGCUGCAGGUGAUAUCUCUAGUGCACGCCAAGUGUUCGACGAAACUCCUGAGAAACAAAAUGUUGUGUUGUGGACGGCUAUGAUUGCAGGUUACGCUGAGAACGAGAAAGCUGUGGAAGCUGUUGAGAUGUUUCGACGAAUGGAAGAGGAAAGAAUCGAGCUUGAUGAGGUGAUUGCUACUGUGGCUUUAUCAGCUUGUGCUGAUCUAGGGGCUGUGCAGAUGGGAGAAGGGAUAUAUUCACGCUGCAUCAAGAGAAAACGAAGAUUGGGUAUGGAUUUGACUCUGAGAAACUCGCUUUUGAACAUGUAUGUUAAAGCUGGGGAUGUUGAGAAAGCGAGGAGAGUCUUUGAUGAAACGUUGAGAAAAGAUGUGGCUACUUACACGUCUAUGAUCGUAGGGUAUGCUUUAAACGGUCAAGCUCGAGAAUCAUUAGAACUGUUCAAGAAAAUGAGCCAAGAUUCAUCUGUGUCUCCAAACGAUGUAACUUUCAUUGGCGUCUUGAUGGCUUGUAGUCACGGCGGUUUGGUGGAAGAAGGGGAACGACAGUUCAGGAGCAUGGUUGAGGAUUACAAUCUGAAACCUAGAGACGCUCAUUUCGGAUGCAUGGUGGAUUUGCUUUGCCGUUCUGGUCGUUUGAAGGAUGCUCACGAGUUCGUAAAUCAGAUGCCUGUAAAGCCAAACGCGGUGAUUUGGAGAACCUUGCUUGGUGGUUGCAGUCUUCAUGGGGAUGUUGAGCUCGGGGAAGAAGUUCAGAGACGGAUCUUUGAGUUGGACCGUGGUCAUGUGGGAGAUUAUGUUGCGUUGUCCAAUAUCUACGCGGCGAAAGGAAUGUGGGAUGAGAAACUGAGGAUGAGGGAUCGUGUGAAGAAGAGAAGGGAGCCUGGGAAAAGCUGGAUUGAGAUGGGAAACAUUAUCGCUGAGUUUGUUUCAGGGGGUAGUGAUGAUGAUGGGAAGCUAAUGGUGGGAGAGAUUAGCGAGGUUUUGAAGUGUUUAGUUGCUUGUAUGACAAGUUAUGAUUAUGUGGUGGACAAUUUUAACUCCAGUUAUUGAGCUUACAGGAGCAGUGACUAGUGCGGUGGCAGGCAGAACUUCUCAGUAUGGAGUCGUACGUGGGGCUGCACUUGGCGUUAUCUGUUGAAAGUGUUGGAGACUUCUCGUGCCUACUGGUACUCAGAGCUAUCAUGAUCGAGGGGUCCAUCAUCUAUGGUUGGUCUUAAAAUAAAUCUGAGCAAUCUUACACGUUUGUCAAGUAUAUAGGAAGAGAGGUUUUGGAGGUUUUCUUCUGACUUUAUUGUCUAGAUGGAGAAGGAUUUUGAGAGAAAAUAACUUUGGUGGAAGAUAUAAUGACAUAGCUUUAACAUGUUCCUGGUGGACCAUCAAACUUAUGAGUUCAGGAUUUCUGAUGUAAGCUAUUAAAAGCGGGAUGAUGUUGAUGGUGGAUCAGGACAUCAGGUGAAAUCACACGAAGCUUACCGAGAUGCGACAAACCUUUCACCUGGUUUUUAUUGAUAAAUGGCUCGUCAGACAUGUGCCAUGCCCCAUUUGCAGACAGGCCGAAUAAAACACCAUUGUUGCCGAGCAGUCCAUGGGACCCUGGCUUCUGGGAACAGGGCUCCAUUGACCUUGCUCUCGUACAGAAAGAGUCAUGAUCAGUCUCGUUCAAUACCCAUGGCUUCAACCCUCCAAGGCCAUGAGCUACCUCCACGAGUGAGGACCAUGGGCUUGUGACCAUCAGCACAUCAGAACAACUUAGAAGGUAAAUCUCAGUCCAAGCUCUCCUGCUCUCCAUGUUCCUCUGAGUUUUUUGGUAUUCCUUGUGGCUAGGCCUGUGAACAC
This is a messenger RNA of Raphanus sativus (radish), 2317 nucleotides long. Its product is annotated as putative pentatricopeptide repeat-containing protein At1g74400. Gene Ontology annotation, molecular function: protein binding; RNA binding. The record is from RefSeq and is a predicted model, not a curated record. Gene Ontology annotation, biological process: RNA modification. NCBI's taxonomy places the organism in Eukaryota, Viridiplantae, Streptophyta, Magnoliopsida, Brassicales, Brassicaceae. The coding region runs from base 131 to 1531 and encodes 466 amino acids. The transcript has 5 exons.